Messenger RNA from Cryptomeria japonica (Japanese cedar), 2026 nucleotides. Its product is annotated as CDT1-like protein a, chloroplastic. The record is from RefSeq and is a predicted model, not a curated record. The transcript is spliced from 7 exons. The coding region runs from base 59 to 1690 and encodes 543 amino acids. Gene Ontology annotation, cellular component: nucleus. Gene Ontology annotation, molecular function: DNA binding; DNA polymerase binding. Lineage: Eukaryota; Viridiplantae; Streptophyta; Pinopsida; Cupressales; Cupressaceae. Gene Ontology annotation, biological process: DNA replication preinitiation complex assembly; regulation of DNA-templated DNA replication initiation; DNA replication checkpoint signaling.
UUGUUGGCGGGAGAAGAGCAAAGUAGAGAAGCGAAACAAACAAAUAUCAUCAUUAACCAUGUUCUCUGCAGGGAAAAGAUCUGGGAAAAAAACAACUCAAAUGGAUCAAAAGUCGUCCACGAAAAAGCAUACCCGAAGCACAAGGAAAGAAAAACCUCUGGUCUCGAAAACCUCACCAACUUCCCACAAAAAAAAGCAGUCUGUUUUGGGCUUCCCUUGCAAGAAACCUGUCCGCCUCAACCCCAUAUUGUUUCCCAAAUCUUGCAGCCAUGCUAAAUACCUGGUUUAUAUCCCAGCUAAAAUCCCUCCAUCUUUGGACUUUCUCCCGCCCGAGAGGAAAUACAUUACCCCUUCUUCUGUAGCCAAGAGUAAAGGCAAAAGAGUUGCUAAGUCUCUGAAGGAUGUUAUUGAAGAUGUCAAAAAAUUACAGGCCAAUAACCAUUCUGAAAAAGCCUCACUCCACGAAGCGGAAGAGGACCAAGAUCAAGACCUGGGCUCUGUUCAAAUUGAAGCUAAUACUCCAAAGGCUGCAGAUUUUAAGAUUCCAGAGAAGUAUUCUGGCUUGGCGGAGUUUUUUGAUGCUAUGGAGGCUGCUAUCAGAUUGCUCCGACUGCGCAAAACAAUCAGCACAUUUGGCAACAUCUGUCCCCAAGUGGAAGCCAUGACACACAGGCAGUUUAUGCAUGCACAUGUGGCACAGAUGAAAUUUAUUUUGCCAGAAGGGCUGUUGCUUGAGAAGAUUCUGGUUCAUGAUGAGAAAACUCUCUGCAUGAAAGCUGACCUAAAAAUCUCUCUCUUGCGUGAUGCAUUAAAUAGUGUCAAAGAGAGACAGGUUUUUGGAUUUGCCUCUAAAGUAAAUACAUCAAAUUUGCGGAAGACAUUUCAUACACGCCUGGUAGAAUUUGUGCAAUCACAUCCUGAGGGUGAUGAUGUUCCAGAAGGAAUGUUGCCAGAACCUUUCAAUAAAAAAUGUCAGCUGACUCCUGCUACUAAUCCUCCUCCAGUGCAUGAGGAGGAUGUAGCUUCUUCUAACAUGUCUUCUCUUUUUCCCAAAAGCUUCCAGUUACAUUUUUCAAAGAGAAUCCUUACAGAACAAUCAUCUCUCAACUUAUCAUGUAUUCUUGAUCAAGACCAAAAUUUGAAGCCUUCUGACAUCCCCAAAGCAGGAAAACCAGAUGGGUUUAAUGCCGCUGUUACCCGCUCUGCUAAUUCUCAUUUUCCUGCAGGAUUUAAGAGUAGCUUUGCAGCCAAAUUUCAUCAAACUGAAGUUUCUGAAAUCAGCAAUGACUUGAAGAAACCUAGCAAGGUCCAUGAGAGAGAAGUAAAAAAUCUAGAUGGUAGGUUGGGUGGAUCAGCUGCUAAGAGUCAUCAGCAGCAGAUGCUUGCAUGCUUGCCCAAACUCUUUAACAUGAUAUGUGAUAUAUUUCAUUCAAGCAAGCGCUCAGUCCUCACACAGGAAGAACUUAUUCACAAAAUAAUAUCAAAUCAUUGUGAUGUUACUGAUAGAAGUGAAGUUGAGGAGCAGCUGCUGCUCCUUCGAGAAUUAGUUCCUGAAUGGAUUUCUGGAAGGACAGCCACUAGUGGUGAUUUUAUUUAUAGCAUAAAAAGUAACAUAGAUUUGCGGACUACUCUUUCAAAACUUGUGCUGUCUACGAAUAACAAAAAUCAAGCUGGAAAGGCCCCUGGAUAAAAUAUAGCCUUUCUGUAAUUUUAAGUAAAUCAAAAUAAAAACAUGGCUCUAUUGGAACAUUCAUUUUUGGUUUUUCCAGCUACUUCUGGAUCUGCUGCUCUAAAUUCAAAAAAUACAUCCAAAAUAUUUUUUAAAAGAAUUUAACAAAAUUCUUUAUUUGUAAUCAAUAGGACAGUUACCAGGGUUUUUAACAAACAUUAAGAUCAGUUCCAGUUAAAAGAAAGUAGAAGUAAAAUAAACCCAAAUGGCUGUAUUUCAUUAUGAAUUCAAUUUGUUUGAUAAUUUGAGCACAAGGGAAAAGCACACCAUCAUCCUAAUAUAAUUUGUAAAUGGCAC